CUUCAUCGUUCUCUGUCGCUCUGCUUUUUAUAGCCAUGUCUUCCCAGGGCUCGGCAGCUACAAAAGCCUUUUCAUGUUGCCACUAUAAUUACUGCCUACACACACGCGUACACACACACACACACACACACACGUAGAGGAGUGCACCAGCAGUGUGUCUUUGUGUCUGCAUGUGUGUGCGUGCGUGCUCCGCAUGUGCUGUUAUACACAAAAGGGUGAGCUAUUUUUACCUCCAACGCCCCCCUCCCCUGCCUCCAUCCCCCCAUCCCUCUUUUUGCUGCUGCCAGCCACGUUUGCUAUGCUGAGCACAGGCAGUAUCAGUCGAGCCCCAACAUCCCUCCAUUCGCACGCGGAUCUCACUGCGAUGCAGGCUGCUCUUCCCCGCGCCAUCCCUCACAUCCAAGCAUGUUUUUGGGCACCUCUGAAAAUUCUUCAUGUCACAGCCAGAUGCUCAGGGCAGUGGUAGCGGCACCGGAACACGCGCCCGCUGCCAAGCAGAUGACUUAAAUCCAGCUCGCUUGGACUAAAGCGCCUGAUUAGCAGGGCUGUUGCUGCAAGCACGUCUCAAUGUUGCGGACCAUAUUUGAAGCAGAGUGUUCUCUGUCUCCCACAGAGGGGAUCCUGGGAAAGGAACAACCACUGGAGGUUCUGAAGACGUCGGCGCUCAACCACAUCCCAACAGUGGACAUCAACUCAGCACUGCCCCUGCGCCUCCCUCCGGCCGCCAUCCCCAUGGAUCUGCGCGUGGACCAGCAGCAGCAGGUGUCCCCGCUGUCUCCUCCCCGUCAGCAGUCCCCGCUCCAGGCCGGCGGGGGCGUGGCCUCGGCUCCUGUGCGCGAGCAGCAGCUGCAGCAGGAGUUGCUGAACCUGAAGCAGAAGCAGCAGAUCCAGAGGCAGAUCCUCAUCGCCGAGUUCCAGCGGCAGCACGAGCAGCUUUCCCGCCAGCACGAGGCCCAGCUCCAGGAACACAUAAAGCAGCAACAGGAGCUGCUGGCCAUAAAGCACCAACAGGAGCUUCUGGAGCAUCAGAGGAAAAUGGAGAACCACCGUCUGGAGCAGGAGCUGGAGAAGCAGCAGCGUGAGCAGAAACUGCAGCUACUGAAGAACAAGGAGAGGGGACAGGAGAGUGCUGUGGCCAGUACUGAGGUUAAGAUGCGUCUCCAGGAGUUUGUCCUAAACAAGAAAAAGGCGCUGGCCCAGCGCAGCCUCAACCAGGGUGGUCCCCCCAACGAUGCCCCCUACUGGUACAGAAAAACUCAGCACAGUUCUCUGGACCAGAGCUCACCUCCACAGACUGGCAUGUCCGCCUACAACCACCCCGUGCUGGGCGUCUACAAUCCCCGCGAUGACUUUCCGCUGCGGAAAACAGCCUCGGAACCCAACUUGAAGCUGCGCUCCAGGCUAAAGCAGAAGGUCAGCGAGCGCAGGAGCAGUCCACUCCUUCGCCGACGAGACAGUCCUAUCACUUCUGCAAAAAAGCGCUCCCUCGACAUAGCAGAUUCCGUGUGUAGCAGCGCCCCGGGCUCGGGCCCAAGCUCCCCGAACAACAGUUCCAACAAUAUCCCCAACGAAAACGGCAUCACUGUGUCAGUCUCCAACAGCACUGAGGCAUCAAUGAGCCAGAGGCUGUGCAGCGGUGCUGAGCGGGGCUCUAUUAACCAGCUGUCCCUCUACACCUCACCGUCUCUGCCAAACAUCACCCUGGGCUUGCCUGCCACCGCCACCGCUACCGCCGCAUCCAAUGUGACGUCCGCUCAGCAGGAUGGCGGUCUGCAGCCGGCGCUAUCCCUCAGCCCUCCUUUCCUUUCUGGUGGACACUUGACACCCUACCUGGCUGAGGCGGCUGCAGGGACAGGCGGACACGGCGCGCACAGUCCGCUACUUCAGCACAUGGUACUCAUGGAGCAGAAUCCCGCACAGAGCCCCCUGGUGACAGGUGUCGGGGGCCUGGCCAUGUCGUCAGCAGCCUCCAUGGCCAAGUUGCAGAGGCAGCACCGACCUCUGGGACGCACCCAGUCGGCGCCGCUGCCCCAGGGGAGCGCUGCCCAGGCCCAUGCACAGGCGCUGGCCCUGCAGCAGCUGGUGGUCCAGCAGCAACACCAACAGUUCCUGGAGAAGCACAAGCAACAGUUCCAGCAGCAGCAGCUGCAAUUCAACAAGAUGAUAGCCAAGCCCAGUGAGUCGCCUGUGGGCCGACAGCACCAGAGCCACCCUGAGGAAACGGAGGAGGAGCUGAGAGAGCACCAAGAUGUUGGUGCUUUACCGCUAGGGGUCACCAUUAAGCAGGAGCCCCCCGACCCGCAAGAGCUGGAGGAGGAGGUACUGCAGCAGCACCGAGAGCGAGAGAGGCAGGCGGAACAGGAACUACUCUUUAGACAGCAGGCCCUGUUGUUGGAACAGCAACGCAUUCACCAGUUGAGAAACUAUCAAGCUUCCAUGGAGGCUGCCGGCCUAUCUAUCUCCUUCCCAGGACACCGCCCUCUUUCCCGGGCCCAGUCGUCUCCAGCCUCAGCCUCCUCAUUUUCCAUCAGUGUCCCACCCACCGAUCCGCCCGUCAAGCCACGCUUCACCACAGGCCUGGUGUAUGAUUCCCUCAUGCAGAAGCACCAGUGCAUGUGUGGAAACACCAACAGUCACCCAGAGCAUGCGGGACGCAUCCAGAGCAUUUGGUCCCGCUUGCAGGAGACUGGACUCAGGGCGCAGUGCGAGUGCAUCCGCGGGAGGAAGGCAACUCUGGAGGAACUGCAGACCGUUCACUCUGAAGCCCACGUCUUGCUGUAUGGAACCAACCCUCUCCGACAGAAACUUGAUUGUUCAAUCACUCCCAUGUUUGUGCGGCUACCAUGUGGCGGCGUGGGAGUGGACAGUGACACUAUCUGGAAUGAAGUCCACUCCUCCAGUGCAGCUCGCCUCGCCGUCGGCUCUGUUGUGGAGCUGGUCUUCAAAGUGGCCACUGGGGAACUGAAGAAUGGUUUUGCUGUGGUCCGACCUCCCGGACACCACGCAGAGGAAAGCACUCCCAUGGGCUUCUGCUACUUCAACUCCGUCGCCAUCGCUGCCAAAUUGCUGCAGCAGAGACUGAACAUCAAUAGGAUCCUCAUUGUUGAUUGGGACGUUCACCACGGCAACGGCACUCAACAAGCCUUCUACGAUGACCCCAAUGUUCUUUACCUGUCUAUCCAUCGCUAUGACGAUGGCAAUUUCUUCCCGGGUAGUGGCGCACCUGAGGAGGUGGGAAGUGGUCUUGGAGUUGGGUUCAACGUCAAUGUGGCCUUUACUGGAGGCCUGGACCCACCUAUGGGAGAUGCCGAGUACCUGGCUGCCUUCAGAUCAGUGGUGAUGCCGAUCGCCAACGAGUUUGCUCCAGACAUUGUGCUCGUGUCCUCCGGCUUCGACGCCGUGGAAGGACACCCUCCACCGUUGGGAGGCUACACCCUGUCGUCCAAAUGUUUGGGGUACCUGACCCGCCAGCUGAUGAGCCUGGCUGGAGGCAGGUUGGUCCUGGCUCUGGAGGGGGGUCAUGAUCUGACGGCCAUCUGCGAUGCCUCCGAGGCAUGUGUGGCUGCGCUGCUGGGACAGGAGUUAGAUCCACUGCCCAAGGCUGUACUAGAGCAGAGACCCAACCCCAAUGCUGUCCGGUCUCUGGAGAACGUUCUGGAGACACACUGUAAGUACUGGAGUUCAGCGCAUCGCCACUCGCCGUUGCUGGGCCUUUCUCAUUCAGAGGCCAAGCGCGGAGACUCGGAGGAAGCGGAGGCUGUCAGCGCCAUGGCCUCUCUGUCCGUGGCCAACACGGGCGCAAUGGAUCACAGACAAGAGGAGGAACCAAUGGAAGAGGAGGAACCACUGUAACUGGCGAGAAAGACAACAGUGUCACACUGUUAGCAUUGACCUCUUCGGAGAAGACCUCCCUGAGCUGCAAAGAGUCUCGACUGAUCCCUUCAUUUAGACCUCGCUUGGCGGAGGAAGAGGGGGCGGGCUCAGCCUCAAGAGUUUGGAGCCAAUCAGGAGACAAGAGGACCGGACUAGGAAAACAAAACAUUGUUGAGGAGGCUUUUUUUUAUUUUAUUCUGCCGGUCUUUGCACCCCAAUGCAGUUGUUUUGGGGUGGGGAGUUGGGGUGGGGGGGUGAGGUCUCGCCGUGACAAGCGGAGCGGAAACAUAACGGUGCUUUGCGCAAGCUGCCAGGGACAGCGCACGCCCCCGACGGGGGAUAUUCUUUUCCCAACGACUCUACAACACGCGUUCACUGUGGACUUUUAGUCGACCCGGGUCGGCUCUUACAAAGUUUUUCGUGGGAGGUUCUGAGAGGAGUGCCUUGGUGAGGGUCCGCUGGAUUUCACGAUUGUUUCAGGAAAAGUUUGCCUUAAGAUGCUCUCUCCUUUGGGGGAGGAGGGACAAUACAGCAAACAAUCUUUCAGCAUGUUUACUUGGAAGGUGGCCACGCUUCUCUUGAAGAGUUAUUUUCCGUUUUUUGUUUGGUUUUUUUUUCUUGGAUGGAUCUAUUUUUCUGCGGAAAGGGACGUGCUUUGUACAGGUAGUUGCCAGCGUCAGUAGUGGAAUUAACAUGUAGCUUCCCUUUAACAGACGUCUGUGUAACGAGCAUGGAAAAGGAGGCGCGGGCGGGACAUUCGGAAUGUGAAGCGACGGAAAGCCAAAGCAUGAAUCUGCAUCACAUUUUUACGGCACAUUAGAAUUGACUCUCCUGAGCUGCCCCCGUGCUGUGCUGGCAACUACCUACUUAACUCCUGAAAAUCCAGUCUUGUAUAUAAAAUUGAGUAUAUUUUCUGGGGCCGUGGCCCCUUCAUAUCGUUUUUUUUUUUUUUUUUUUUUUUUUGGCUUUUUUCAUUCCCCCAUAUUGUUUUUUUUUAUCCGUUUUCGGGAUAGCGAUAGGGCUGCCGUGACAGGAUUCUUGUAUUUAUCAAACUUUCUUUCUUUGUAUGGCUCGCCAGGCCGCUGUGCAUUUUCAUCGAUUGUGUAUUUAUAACGUACUGUUUAUAGAAGAUUUGUAUAUGGAAAUUUAUAUAUGUACCCUUAACUAAUGACAGCUACGAUAUUGUGAACGAAACACGGUAUGGUGUGGAAAAAAAGAAAGACAAAACAAGCAAGAAGCAGCAUAUUUAGCUCCUCAUGGACUGCACUGUUUGGCUAGAACAUCAUCACGCGGCACUGCGGCCCCAUUUCUCCUGGUAGAGUCAAUCACUUUGUUGCCUGAAGCGGUAUAUCUCGGAUGACGUGCACUUACUUACACGCCCGUGACCUCGCCGCCAGCAGGUCCAAAGGCCGUUUUUAUGUAGCGAGCUGCUUUUUUGUUAUUGUUUUAGAAAAGGAUGAUUGGUUUCUUUGCAGGACGACGAUAAUCGAUGUAUUGCAAGACAAUUUGUUUACACUACCUGUGUCGGAAGAGGUUCUCUUCUUUGAUUUCAACAAGUGGUGCAAGUAAAUAUCUAUUAUUGGGGCGUAUUGCUCUAUUUUGACCCCAGUCAUAUCUGUCUAUUAACACCUAGUCACCACCAUCACACUUAUUCUAAGUUGUCUUUUUAUAAACUUGUAAAAUGUACUUUUUUUAACAUCUAACAAAAACAUUCCAUUUGAUUAAUUUGGCGUUCGGAAGUUGCUUUUUUUGUUUGAAGUACCUGCUUGCACCAACUUUGAACUCUUUGCAUGGUUUGUGAGUCAGCAUGCCUGCUUGUCUGUGUAACGAAAAUGUAUUUGCACAACAGAGGAAGAAGAAAACAGGAGCCCAGAUGCUCUUUCUCCCUGUCCCGUGUGCAAACAUUUGAAAAGACUCUGUCCCAAUGGCGCCGCUUGGUACCGUUUGGUUCUGGUUGUGAUUUUAGCACUUAGACUAUGGAUGGACUGUGUUUGCGCUGCCAAACCUCUGCUACGUUCAUAAAAGACCCUCCCAAAGAAUGUUCCUCUUUCAAAGAUGUUUCAAACAGGCACUGCUCACGCUGGAGAAAUGCUGCGCUUUUAACGGAGGAAAGGUUUGGAGGAGGACAUUUGAUUGUCACACCCACCUUGGCCAGUCCUACAAAUAACCACUGUGGCUCAAGAGCAAUUCUUGGUUUACAUGUACAUGGGAAAGACGUUAUUAUGAUGAUUAUUUUUUUUAUUUGUUUGCCGUUUAUGUCUCUAACAAUGAAAAAUGUUAUUUCUUGGGGACCUACGCUUUGGAAGUUUCAUCUCUGACAUCUAUAAAAUAUAUUUCUGAAAAAUACGACUGACUUUGGCUUG
This is a messenger RNA of Doryrhamphus excisus (bluestripe pipefish), 6236 nucleotides long. RefSeq names its product histone deacetylase 4-like. Lineage: Eukaryota; Metazoa; Chordata; Actinopteri; Syngnathiformes; Syngnathidae. Gene Ontology annotation, molecular function: histone deacetylase activity. Gene Ontology annotation, biological process: negative regulation of transcription by RNA polymerase II. The record is from RefSeq and is a predicted model, not a curated record.